CUUGACUGUACACCAACUGAACUCUUACCUUGCAACAUGCCAGUCAAAGAUAAUCUCAAAGGAUGGCAUUGGAGGGAGAGAAUUGCGAAUUUUGAACCGUCAUGGUUCACCAUUGUCAUGAGCACUGGUACUUUGCAGCAAUGUUUUGUCAACUUCCCAUACCCCAUUAGUGGAGCGAAUCGAUGGCUUCGCGACAUUGGAUACUGCCUUUGGAUCUUGGAAAUCGUGCUCUUUGGUUUCUUCACCGGAAUGCUAGCCUGGCGUUACAUUACCCACCCGGUACUGUUCAAGAAGAACAUGAUGGAGUUCCCGCUGAGUUCGUUCUUGGGAGCCGUUCCGAUCUCGUUUAAUACCAUCAUUCAAGGCAUCAUAUCAUACUACGACUACCGGACUUCUGCUCGAUGGGCGGUGUUCGCUCUGUACUGGAUUGCGCUUGUCAUGUCCCUUGGGGUAUCGUUUGGUCUCGUCAUCUAUCAGAUGAGCAAGGCGAAGCCUCAGAAGUUGUCUGAUGUUGCCGGAAUUUGGGUAAUGACUACUGUGCCUCUCUUCCUCACAGCUUCGACCGCUGGUACGAUUUUACCAUUCGUAUACAUGGAAAGCACGAAAUGCGCGGUAGCCUUGCUGGUCACAGGCUUCUUGGCAUGGUCCUUUGCCAUUGCUGAGGCCACUAUCAUCAUCACCAUCUACUUCUUCCGAUUGAUUGCCGACAAGACGCCCGCAGCACCUCUCAUGGUUGGAUCUUUCCUACCAGUGGCCGCUAUGAGCCAAGGAGCAUUUGCUAUCCAUAGAUUCGGUAUCUUCUUGGCGACAUACAUCAAGAAUGGAUAUGCUCCCACACAGGUGUCUCCACCUCCGCUUCCGAUGUCUACACUUCAGGCAACAUCUGAGGUGAUUCACUGGAUUGGAAUCAUUAUGGACCUCUUCCUCUUGGCUCAUGCUACAUUCUGGGUGGUUCAAGGUACGACGAGUGUCUUGAUGUCACUGCCAAAACUGCAAUUCAACAUCGCGUAUUGGAGUUCUGUCUUCCCAAUGGCAUCCUACGCAAAUGCAUGGUGCUUCCUCUCUCGUGAUCUGCGCGAUGAUGGUAUGAGGGGCUGGGCAGCGACGAUGGUCAUGACUGCAACAUUACUGUGGCUCUUCUGUGCAUUGGAGACGGUUUACAGAGGAUUCUGGCAGGGCAGUCUGUUCUCGGCGCCCGGAUUGGAAGACUGGUUAGGUGACAAGGAGCAAGACGAGAAGAGCAGAGGUGGACGAAAGGACGAAUGGAACGGUACCUACUCAAUGCCUCAGCCAGGCUCCCAAGAUGAAGAGAGUGGGCAGGCGAACGGCCACCAGAGCAAUGACAACGAGGGAGACUCAAGGAGGAGGAACUGACCUUUGAUCUGAAAUCGGGUUGUGCAAAAAGUAUAUAUGUAUGAUUAGGCACGGGCUG
Molecule: messenger RNA, 1432 nt
Organism: Aureobasidium pullulans EXF-150
Lineage: Eukaryota; Fungi; Ascomycota; Dothideomycetes; Dothideales; Saccotheciaceae
Exons: 2
Coding region: 37-1374 (445 amino acids)
Biological process (GO): sulfite transmembrane transport; transmembrane transport
Cellular component (GO): plasma membrane
Molecular function (GO): sulfite transmembrane transporter activity
Source: RefSeq, a predicted model, not a curated record